Eleginops maclovinus (Patagonian blennie) is the source of this 2354-nucleotide messenger RNA. RefSeq names its product e2f-associated phosphoprotein (gene eapp). The record is from RefSeq and is a predicted model, not a curated record. Gene Ontology annotation, biological process: positive regulation of cell population proliferation. Gene Ontology annotation, cellular component: nucleus. NCBI's taxonomy places the organism in Eukaryota, Metazoa, Chordata, Actinopteri, Perciformes, Eleginopidae.
GAAGAACCGGAAGUAAACGUUCCAUGGUGGCUGCUAGCUCGUGUUGUUGUACUUGGACAUUUCCAAACUGUUAAAAUGAACAAACCACAGGACUUUGAUUCGUAUGAGCUCGAGGAGCCGAGUGACGAGGAGAGAGCCGAGAGCAGUUCGGAAGAUGAGCUGGACGGUGCUGCUCAACGGGACGCCGGAGCAGAAGAAGAAGCUGAUCAGAGAGUAUCUGACGGGGGAGAGCGAGUCGUCCAGCGAGGAUGAGUUCGAGAAGGAGAUGGAGGCCGAGCUGAGCACCACCAUCAAGACCCUGGAGGGAACCUGGACACCAGCCACAGCAGCAGCAGCAGCAGCAGCAGGAGGAGGAGAAGCAGGAGGUGCAGGUGCUCCUGGACUUCCUAACCCUACGACGUACGAUGAGGUUUACUUCGACUCAGACUCAGAGGGAGAGGAUAUGCCAACUGGCUCCACUGGACGGAGGAAGAAACAGCGGGCCAUACUGACCAAUGACGAGCUGCUGUAUGACCCCGACGAGGACGACAGGGACCAGGCCUGGGUGGACGCGAGGAGGAGACAGUAUAACGGCAGGAAGCGACCAGCUGGAGGCUCUCGGUCGCAGGGUCGUCAGGGUUCGGGUGAAACGAGCAGCGACGCCGUCCUGAACUGUCCCGCCUGCAUGACCACGCUCUGCCUGGACUGUCAGAGGCACGACAAGUACCGGACGCAGUAUCGAGCGAUGUUCGUCAUGAACUGCACGGUGAAGAGAGACGAGGUGUUGCGCUACAAAACCCAGCAGGACCUGAAACAGAGGAAGAGGAGGAAGAGGAGGAGGGGACAGAAAACAGAAUCCAUUGCUGACGAGACUCCUGAACCGGUGCCCGCGGGGAUGGACGCUGAUGAGGUUUACUAUCCGGUGUGGUGCACCGAAUGUUCCACAGAGGUCGCCGUGUUCGACAAAGAAGAGGUCUACCACUUCUUCAACAUCCUGGCCAGCCACUGCUGAGACACACAGACAGACAGUUUUUUAUUUCAGGGGGUUUGUCUGGGACUCUUUACCUCACUGCAGCUUUUUUAGCUACAGGAUUGAAGAAGAAGAACUUGGAGGAUUGAUGAUUUCUUGCUGAGAGGGCAGAAUCCAAUCCAAGAGCAUUGAUCCAUCUGAGAGAAUACGCUGAAAUACACUCCGAUUUCAUAUCAUGGUUGAAUUAUUUUCACCUGCCUGAAGAGACGGAAACAAUCUGAAUAACUUGGGAAUGUCAGCGGGAUAUCAUCUGUAUAGAUUUUAGGUUUCAAAUUUCAUCCGAAAAAUUAAAUUUGAAACCUAAAAUCUGCCUUUUGAAGCUCCUAUGAUCACUACUCGACCAAACACACACUAGCCCAAAUUAAAGGCAGAAGCAUCUAAAUUACUUGAUAAUUACAAAGGUGGGAUAGUGAUAUAUCGGCUGAUACCCAUUUUGUUUUUAACUACAGUCAAACAUUUUUGAUUUGCCUUGGUGAUUUGGCUAUUAAGCAUUCAUUCACUAUAUAAAUCAGGAAUACAUGGAUUAUAAAACUGUAAUGUAGUAGACUUUAUCAACAACUGUAAGUGGAUUCUCUAAAAUAGACAAUAAAUGACAAUUGUUGACACAUAUUGUAAUUUAAUAAACACAAAAGGGUCGUUAUAGCUUCAUAUAACUACAUUAUAGGGUGUUAUAAAACCAUGUAUGAAAUAUUUGUAUAUUGCCUUUGAAUGCCAUCAAGAGGGGCUUCAAAUGAGAGGUUAGCAGCCUGGUCACGAUAUUAAACCUGCAAGUGCCCUCUGUUUAACAAGCUGUGUUAUGGUGACAUUAUUUCUAAUGUUUAUUUGACAUUUCUGUACUCGGUUUUAAGAUGCUUUUUAAGCUUCUCAUGUCAAUACCUCUUAACGUAUAUCAGAGGCAGAAUGGGCUAUCCUGGCUUUAAGUUUUAAGAACAAAUGCAUAGUUUCAUGAUUAAAACGGACCUGUCCUUUAAUAAAACAGCAGGUCACUGUAUUGUUUUGAUUAAAACUAACAGGAGUAAAUUAAGCAUUCCCUGGGGACUUAAUCAGAAUCUCAAAGUUAAUUAGGGGCAAAAGUUUUCAAACUAAUUAAUAGAAUACAAAUAAAAAAGGCAUAAUUUCAAGCAAAAAUACUUAUCGAAGGGACACUAAGUAUUCCUUUUUGUUAUAUUUUCAAUAGUGGUGCCACAUUGUUGUAACUCUAGAGUAAAAAUGUGAAACAUUUUGUUUAGAGUCAGUCAAUUUCUUCUGGUGAAUGUGAACUUUUCCCCCAAAUUAAAUUAGUUAUUUGUAUCAAAUCCAUCAGCUUUAAAGUUCAUAAAAAUGUCCUCAUCCUGAAGUUAGAUAG